Molecule: messenger RNA, 489 nt
Organism: Solanum tuberosum (potato)
Lineage: Eukaryota; Viridiplantae; Streptophyta; Magnoliopsida; Solanales; Solanaceae
Exons: 1
Coding region: 1-489 (162 amino acids)
Source: RefSeq, a predicted model, not a curated record
AUGUCAGCUACUUCUCCUCCUAAAACAACUAUCAGAUAUAUGAAGAGAGCUAUUGCUGAUUUCUUUUGGGGGUGGGAUAAGGAAAAAAGGAAAUAUCAUUGGGCUUCUUGGGAUAAAUUGAGUUUACCUUAUGAUGAAGGAGGCAUUGGAGUAAGAAAACUUGAAGAUGUUUGCACCUCUCUUAAAUUCAAGCAAUGGUGGACUUUCAGAACUAAACAAACCUUAUUGGGGCAAAUUCUGAGGGCUAAAUAUUGCCAAAGGGCUCACCCUGUGGCCAAAAAGCAUCAUACAGGGCAAUCCUUGAUCUGGAAUUUUAUGUCAAAAAAUAAAGGCAUUGCCGAGGCUCAAAUCAAAUGGAAAAUCAAUUCCGGUAAUAGCUCCUUUUGGUGGGAUGAUUGGUUGGGAGAGGGUCCUUUAGCCUCAUAUUGCACUCAUAUUAUUAGUCUUAACACCACCGCAAUCUCUCAAUUUCUAGUAGGUGGAAACUAG